Molecule: messenger RNA, 1602 nt
Organism: Lasiodiplodia theobromae
Lineage: Eukaryota; Fungi; Ascomycota; Dothideomycetes; Botryosphaeriales; Botryosphaeriaceae
Product: Zinc finger RING-type protein
Exons: 4
Coding region: 1-1602 (533 amino acids)
Source: RefSeq, a predicted model, not a curated record
AUGAGCACCCCGCAGGCAAAUCGCGAGAUGGUCUUCUGCCAUGAGUGCCAAAACGAGUGGUACCGGGACGAGCAUGGUCUGACAUGCCCUGAUCCUGACUGUCAUUCCGAGUUCACCGAAAUUAUUGAACCCGACCACGACCCCCGCGACGACCAUCUGAACCUCGAGGACGACUCCGAGGACGAGCCUAAUCCUUUUACGCACAAUCCUUGGAACGCGCCAGACCCUGAAGAAGGCGUGCCCGAUCCGAUCCACGGUUUCCCGCCAGGAAUCCGUCUACAGCGCAACGGUCCCAACAGUUACUCCAUCACCGGCACCUGGUCAACGACUUUUGGAGGACCCCGGGGGCAGACUCAUAAUCACGGCGAAUUUGGCGAGCCCAAUGCCUUUGUAAACCCCUUGUUCCGUAAUUUCGCCACUAUGAUGCAGGGAAUUACUGGGGCUUCACAGCGACCGAAUGAGCACGGUGAGGAGGGCCAGCCUGGUUCGUCAACGAGAGAAGAGACUAGGUCAGGUAGCGGUCCACACUACACCUACACGUCAACCGCAAGACUAUUCCCACGGGACGCGAACAACCCGGGACCACAUGUUGAGCCUACCGAUAGCCUUCAUGAGGUAAUUGCCGGUAUUCUAGGUGGUGGUGCGUUUGGUCCGCCUCCUUCCGCACGAGACCGUGGUCACGGUCCCGGAUCACCCGGUGGCGAAGGCGGCAUACCACCGAAUCCGCUUGCAGCUCUAUUUGCCUCUCUACUCAACCCACAACUUGCCGCCCAUGGAGAUGCAGUGUACAGCCAGGAAGCUCUUGAUCGCGUUAUCUCUCAGUUGAUGGAGCAAAAUGCUACAGGCAACGCCCCGGGACCGGCCUCUCAAGAGGCAAUCGCAGCUCUACCGAAGAAGCGUGUCGAUCGUAAAAUGGUUGGCGCUGCUGACUCUCCGCCGGAUUUUCCAGACAGCGAGCUUCACGGCGAGUGUAGUAUUUGCAUGGAUGAGGUCCCGAUCGGUGAAGAAGUAACAGAGCUUCCGUGCGGUCACUGGUUCCAUGGUCAAUGUAUCGAGGCAUGGCUGCGCGAGCACGAUACCUGCCCGCAUUGUAGGAAAGGUAUCGAGAAGAAGGAUAACCAGGGAAGUCAGCAAGGAGGACAAGGCCCCAGCGGCGGAGCCGCAGGUUCAUCUGGAUCUGGGUCUGGACCUGGAAGCGGCAAUUCCGGUAAUCCCCCGGGAAGCAACAAUAACAACAAUAACAGCGGUAGCGGUGGCUCAUCAAACCUUCCCGAUGAUCAGUUCGUUCCUAACAUGCCCGGCGGCCUGUACACGACGUCCUUUUAUUCUAUCGGCACCGCUCCUCGCUCCCGUACGCGCUCGCCCUUCGAUUUCCCCCUCUUCGGCAUCCCCCACUCCGCAACUUUCCCCCCGCCGCUCUUCCAAGAUGCUUCGGACCAGCCGACCAUGCGUCACCAUCGCUACAGCCACCAGACAAAUGAGCCAUUCAUGCGUAUCUGGGAAGGUUCCUUUGACGAUCACGACCGCGUCUUGCGCGGUAGCGGUCACACCUCGCAUACGCACGUCACUGUCCAUGGCUUUAGCAGCAGGUGGUGGAGGUAG